Prunus armeniaca (apricot) is the source of this 1056-nucleotide messenger RNA. The record is from the annotation of a GenBank genome assembly. Lineage: Eukaryota; Viridiplantae; Streptophyta; Magnoliopsida; Rosales; Rosaceae.
AUGGCCGCCAUGAGUGUCCAAGAAAUGUCCAUCAAUGGUGAUCAACCACCGCCUGAAUAUAUUGUCAAAGAAAGCAGUUUUGGAUGUAUAGAGUCUUCCCCACCAUUAGCUGAUCAAAUUCCCAUCAUUGAUAUCAGUCUCUUCUCCCCAUCAUCACUUGAAUAUUCUGAACAAGCAGAGAAUCAUGAGCUACAGAAACUCAGAACAGCUCUCAGCUCAGCAGGAUGCUUCCAGGCAAUAGGUCAUGGGAUAUCAGAUUCAUUUCUUGACAAGGUACGUGAAGCUGCAAAACAUUUCUUUGCACUUCCAGUAGAACAGAAGCAAAAAUACUCCCGAGCACUCGAUGGCGGCUCCGAAGGAUAUGGGAAUGAUGUCAUAGUGUCGGAGAAGCAAGUUCUCGAUUGGUCCUACCGUCUCACUCUCAGAGUCUUCCCACAAGACCAAAGAAGGCUUCAUCUUUGGCCACAAAAUCCAAAUGAUUUUGGAGAGAUGUUACAUGAAUAUGCAACGAAGAUAAAGUUGAUGAUGGGGGUUGUGUUCAAGGCCAUGGCAAAGUCGAUGGAUUUGGAAGAGGAUAGCUUUGCAAAGCAGCUGUUUGGAGACCAAUCCCUGCUGCAAGCAAGAUUCAACUUCUAUCCACCGUGCUCGAGAUCCGAUCUGGUUCUCGGUGUCAAGCCUCAUACAGAUAGGUCUGGCAUGACAGUUCUCUUGCAAGACAAAGAUGUGGAAGGUCUUCAAGUUUUGAUAGAUGGUAAAUGGGUUAGAGUCCCCAUUGUUCCUCAUGCUCUUGUUCUUAACCUUGGUGAUCAGAUGCAGAUUAUGAGUAAUGGUAUAUACAAGAGCCCAAUGCACAGGGUGGUGACAAAUACAGAGAAGAUGAGGUUGUCUGUUGCUUUGUUUAAUGAACCAGAUCCUGAAACUGAGAUUGGUCCUGUGGAACACUUGAUAGACGACGAAACAAGGCCAAGGUUAUACAAAAGUGUCAAGAAUUAUGGUCGUAUCAACUAUGAAUGCUAUCAGAGAGGGGAGAUUGCACUUGAAACAGUCAAAAUCUAA